AUGCCCGAAGAUGCCAACGAGACUCGCCAGUGUGACUACCUGGCGGACGUCAAGCUGGACCGUGACUCCCGGGAGGGCAUCGACAGCGCGGCCAUCAACCUCAACAGCUAUACCACGUCCCAGGCGCUGCAGGCCAUACUGAUGGGAAGCCUGGACAAGCGGACGGGGACCGUCUACGGGCCGCCGGGCCAGAAGAAGUGCAUCUUCUUCGUGGACGAUCUGAACAUGCCCUACGUCGACGCCUACGACACCCAGGCCGCCAUCAUGUUGCUGACCCAGAUCGUGUCGUACAAGCAGGUCUACGACCGCGCCCACCUCGAGGAGAAGCGGAACCUCGUGGACAUAUUGUUCACAGCUUGCAUGAACCCCAAGGCCGGCUCGUUCAUGAUCAACGCGCGCCUGCAGCGGCACUUCACGGUGCUGACCGCUCACUCGCCCAGCGCCCAGAACAUCGCCAGCAUCUACGGCAAGAUUCUCGGCAGGCACUUGGAGGGCUUCGACGCCAUGGUGCGCAAGUCCUCGGACACGAUCGUGAUGGCCACCGGCGACAUCCUGACCGCCAUCCAGAACAAUCCCUGCUUCUUGCCCUCCGGGCAGAAGUUCCAUUACCAGUUCAACCUCAAGGACAUCUCGAACAUCUUCCAGGGCCUGCUCCACACCGAGAGCGCGAUGUUCAAGAAGGGCCUGCAGGACUUCCUCCGCGCGUGGGCCCACGAGGCGCAGCGGGUGUUCUGCGACCGUCUGGUGUCGCCGGAGGACCGGGCGGAAAUGCAGAUCAUCAUGGAGAAGGUCGCCUCGAAGCACUUCCUGGGGGCCGUGCAGACGAAGGACGAGCGAGCCAUUGUCGUUGGCGUGCGAGACCGUGAGCACUUCGGCGGCGCCUCGGGUGGCUUCAGGAUCUUCUUGCCGAGCGACGUGAUCAUCGGAAUCUGA
This is a messenger RNA of Prorocentrum cordatum, 933 nucleotides long. The record is from the annotation of a GenBank genome assembly. Lineage: Eukaryota; Dinophyceae; Prorocentrales; Prorocentraceae.